CCUACAUCACACAGAUACCGUCAGUUUCGUCCUGCACCCAGGAGCAGCUGUAGCGCUUUUUUCAGCCGGCGCUGAGACGAGCUCAUUUUGGUCCUCGGUGUGCUCCGUAGCACGCAGUUCCACAACGUGCGAGCAGCGAAGUGAGGAGAACUCUUGGUUUGAACAGUAAAACUGCUGUUAACGCCGACUGAACAUACUGACAAUAAUGGCAGAAAAUCAAGACGAGAUGUCCCCAAUUGAGAUGAAAGUGGCACGACAGAUAGAGUACUACUUUGGAGAUCACAAUCUUCCGAGAGACAAGUUUCUUAAAGAACAACUACAGCAGGAUGACGGCUGGGUGUCUUUGGAGACGAUGCUUAAAUUCAACAGACUGAAGUCUUUAACCACAGACAGCAGCGUCAUCGUUGCAGCUCUCCAAAAAUCAAAGACUGGACUCUUGGAAAUCAGUGAAGACAAGACAAAAAUCAGGAGGUCUCCAGACAAACCCUUACCCGAACUGAAUGAUGAAUACAAAGAUGCUCUUAAACACAAAUCUGUGUACAUUAAAGGUUUUCCCCUCGAAACGACUCUUGAUGAGAUUCAGGAGUGGUUGAAUGGGAAAGGUGCCAUAGAAAACAUUCAAAUGAGGAGAAACCUGCAAAGGCAGUUCAAGGGAUCAGUGUUCAUCUGUUUUGACACAGAAGAGUCAUCCAAGCAGUUCCUAGAACGUUCAGACAUAAAAUCAUUCAAAGACAAUGAGAUGCUUGUGUUAUCAAGGGAAGACUACCAUGCAAAGAAAGCAGAAGAGCGAAAACAGUUCAAAGCAGAGACAAAAGCGAAAGCUAGACAAGACAAGGAGCAACAGCAGAAACAUGCAGAGGAGAAAGAAAUGGGUCUGCUUUUGGAUGAACAGACAGGUUGCUUGUUGAAGUUUUCAGGAGAGCUUGAAGAUGUUUCAAGAGAGGACUUUCAUGAGUUGUUCUCUGGGCACGGAAAGAUAAAGUGGGUUGACUUUACAAGAGGGGCCAAAGAGGGCACCCUGCUCUUUGAUGGAAACGCAAAGGAGGCAUUCGACAAGGCCAAAGAGGCAAAUGGAGGGGAGUUGAAAAUCAAGAACAACAGUGUUACAUGGCAGGUGCUUGAAGGAGACGAGGAGAAAGAGGUACUGAAGAAGAUCAUUGAAGCUCAACAGGAAUCAUACAGCAGGUCCAAAGGCAGAGGUGGCAGAGGAAGAUCAGGUGGCAGAGGAAGAGGAGGACGAAGAGGAAGAGGUGGCAGAGAUCAAGGGAAAACUCGGUACCAAGGCAAAAAGACAAAAUUUGAUAGUGAUGAUGAGGAGGAUGCACCUGCAGCCCCAAAGAGAGAACUAGAGGACGCCGAUGGUCCUGCAGCAAAGGUUGCCAAAACUGAAAACGGAUCUUAAUCAUGAGGUCACACCCAGAAUUUUCCUUUUGUGAAAAAAAUUUAUUAUAAACAGUGAAAAUACAGAGACAACUUUAAUUCAUUCCAGUGAAAGCUUCAGGCUUUGGAGAAUCUUAAGAAGUCCACCUGGAUGUCAACCUAGAGAACAAUUUGCAAUGCUUGGCAUCAGUUUUCAGCCUUUUAAGUCCCUGUAUUAUAUUGUGCCUCCCACAUUAUGUACCUAUGUUUCUCUUAAGAUGUUUUGAUUUUAUCAUUUUCAACAUGAAGACAGUAAUUUAAUUUCAGCAGGAUAUUUUAGUUCAUUUUGUAAGACCUGUGUGACAUCUAGAAUCUGUGCGCCACUGUUUCUUUUUGUUGUUUUUUUUUCCUUGUAGAAUUCCUACAUUGAGUGAACAUCUGCUUUGCUAAUUUUUUUAUGUUUGCAUAUGUGAAUAGCAAAUAAAACAUUUAUAAAAAUAAAU
This is a messenger RNA of Xiphias gladius (swordfish), 1862 nucleotides long. It is a transcript of the gene ssb, whose product is annotated as small RNA binding exonuclease protection factor La. The record is from RefSeq and is a predicted model, not a curated record. Lineage: Eukaryota; Metazoa; Chordata; Actinopteri; Istiophoriformes; Xiphiidae. The coding region runs from base 206 to 1402 and encodes 398 amino acids. Gene Ontology annotation, molecular function: RNA binding. Gene Ontology annotation, cellular component: nucleus; cytosol; ribonucleoprotein complex. The transcript has 12 exons. Gene Ontology annotation, biological process: positive regulation of translation; RNA processing.